AUGGCAACAUCAGUCCUACAACCUGCUGAAUGUCGUCGUGAUCCAAAACUUGACCAUGCCUCUCUCAGACUCUCUGAAGAGGAGCGCCAAGCUAUCCUGGAAGCUAAGGAAAGGGAGACAGGGGAGCUGCCUCCUGAGCUUCGUGAAAGGGCCAGGGUAGAGAUAAGGGAAGAAACUGCGUUAAGGGAGGAGGCUCUCGCGCAAAUGAGACAUUUUAUUGAGAAGCAUCCAGCGAUUAAGAAGUGUAGAACAGAUACCCCUUUCCUACUGAGAUUCCUACGUACCAAGAAAUUCUCAAUACCACAAGCCUGCUCAAUGCUUGAGCGAUACCUGACAAUACGCCAAAUGUAUCCUCAGUGGUUCCAGAAGUUAGAUCCAUUGGACCCUAAGUUGGCGGCGGUUAUAGAUGCUGGCUACCUAGUGCCUUUACCCAAAAGAGAUUCAGAAGGGAGACGGGUCGUGCUUUCUUGUAUGGGCCGCUUUGACCCUUACGGAUAUGACAGUUGUGUGAUGGCGCGAAUCCAUUCUAUGAUCGUUGAGUUGCUUUUGGAUGAGCCUCGAUCCCAACUCCUUGGAUACACGCAUGUGAAUGACGAGGCUGGUAUGCAGAUGCCCCACGUGUCAUUAUGGUCACUAAGUGAUGUCAAAGUCAUGCUCAAUUGUAUACAGAACUCGACGCCAAUGCGCCACAAAUGCACGCAUUUCGUCAAUAUUCCCCACUAUGGCGUCAAAUUCUUCGAGUUUGCUGUUUCUUUAUUGAGCGACAAAUUAAAAGAUCGUGUUAUGUUUCACCGAAAUACCGACGAUUUGAACAAACAUGUUGAUGCCUCAAUACUGCCCAAAGAGUACGGAGGCACCGUUCCUUUGAAAGACAUGAUCGAAGAACUAAAACGCAAGUUACUGAAGCAUAGAGAAGACUUACUUGCUCUUGAUGACUUGUGUAUAGAUUUACAUGCAUUAGGAAAAAAUGAUUUGACGCAAGAUAUACAUUCUACUGCUGGUUCUUUUAGAAAACUUGAAUUAGACUAG
Messenger RNA from Pieris macdunnoughi, 1029 nucleotides. Lineage: Eukaryota; Metazoa; Arthropoda; Insecta; Lepidoptera; Pieridae. The record is from the annotation of a GenBank genome assembly.